This is a messenger RNA of Coccomyxa subellipsoidea C-169, 764 nucleotides long. RefSeq lists its product as hypothetical. Gene Ontology annotation, biological process: cellular response to high light intensity. The transcript has 4 exons. The coding region runs from base 126 to 719 and encodes 197 amino acids. NCBI's taxonomy places the organism in Eukaryota, Viridiplantae, Chlorophyta, Trebouxiophyceae, Coccomyxaceae. The record is from RefSeq and is a predicted model, not a curated record.
GGCACUGCAGAUUGGAUUAGGAGUUGCUGUGUCCAAAGGUGCCUGCUUUUCCGAACGCGUCCCGCUUCCCGCGCACCUGAACUCACCUGGUGAAUACUAGUGCGGUGAGAUACGAGGUUGGGGUAAUGGUGAUGGCUUCAAGGUGCUGUUCCACGGUUUCAAGCCCAAGACUUGUGGCUCUUCCUGCCCUCCCCACAAGGCCGCGCGUCCUCUCAGAGGGUCACCUGUUGCCCCGUCAGCGCCAGUCCCUUAUUAGGUGUACUAUGCAGCCUCAAAGCGGGCAAUGUGCAGCAUUGCCUGCUUCGAGGAAACGGUCACGCUCAUCCGUGAUUGCCCUCAUCAGUGAGGCCGUAUCAAUAAACGCUGCUGUGCAAAGAUUUGAGACCCUGGCAGGCCGAUCGGCUAUGGUGGGGUUUGUGAUCGCCCUGCUGGCUGAGUUUUCAGUGCCACCUGAGGGAUUGUUUGGCGCCUGGGACAACCAUUCUUUGAGCGUCUUUGGAGCCAGCUCACUCCUGAUGAUCUCGGUUGCAGCGGUGCUGGCCUCUAUGAGCACAAGGAGGAUGGGGCAGAAGCUGCAGAGCUCGGUGCUCACAUCCCUCACUGCCCUGUCGAGCGCCAAGGACGGCCUGGACAAAAAUGUGGACCUCAUCUUUGAGGACGUUUUUGGCCGCGACUUCCUGCGGGAAAUUGUCAACCUCGACUUUGAUGACUUCCUGUGAAGACAGCCAGUCGCAAUACGAAGGAAGUAGAUUUGCAGCUCAUUU